AAAAUGGUGGAAUUAGACUGUGGGAGGAAGACAUUGAAAUAUAUGUUGUUCGUUAUCAACUGUAUAUUCUUCGCUUUAGGUGCGGUAGCAUUUGGUCUUGGAAUAUGGGCCCUUGUCGACAAAAACAAGAUGAAUGUCUUGACAAAGAUUGGCGCCGCAAGCUCAAACUUCAAUAUCAAUGGGCUUUUAGAAUCGGCAGCAAUUGUGUUACUUGUGGGUGGAUUGUGCGUUAUGAUAAUCGGAUUCCUCGGAUGUUGCGGUGCAAUAAUGCAGAAGAAGUGCUUGCUGUGCUCGUACGCCAUAUUCCUGCUCUUGAUAGUUGUUCUGGAGAUCGCAGCUAUUGUGAUAGCAGCUUCCUUCAGGGGAAAGGUUACCACAGAGAUGAAAUCGUUCCUUAGACAGACCAUCAACAGCAAAUACCAGGGCAGGGUGGAUACAAAAGAGCCAUUUUCACUUGCACUGGAUUACGCCCAGGUCUAUUUCCAAUGCUGUGGUAUCGACAGCUACGCAGAUUUCAACGGAGCUUCUGCCUGGAAGAAGACGGGUGAAAAAGGGACCAUGAAAAUACCCCCAGCCUGUUGCAAACUGAAGGACAAGGACGCGUUAUUGAAACACCAGAAAUAUGAGCCGAUUGACUGGAACUGCCCCUACAACCCGACUGCAAUCAAUUCUAAUAUGAACAAGCCGUGUUGGGCCUCUAUUGAGGACUACCUGAAAAGUCGCAUCGGAGUCGUCAUCGGCAUAGCAGCCGGAAUCUUGGUCUCGGAAAUACUCUGUGUCGUGUUCGCAUUCUGCAUUAUCAGAGCCAUGCGAGGAGGAUAUUCGGACAUGACUGGCAAAGUGUGAGGCGUACAAAAUAUUAUUUUAAUAGAGUCUCAAGAAAGACUUCUAUUUGAAGCGAUAAACACCAAUUGUUUCUAAGUCAUAUUUUCAUAUGAUCGCUCAUUGUUAAGCAUGUUUUGUAAUAUCGAACUAUCCUUUUCCGUAAUACAGAAGAAAAAAUAAUUUUAAUAUGUUAAUUUAAUAUGUCAUUAACUAUUUAACUUUUAGCAAAUGCUUUUGCUAUUUUUAAUAGUCUUUUACAUUUUAAAGAUACAAUAUUAAAACAUACGAGUAAACUAUCAGUUUCUUUUCUGACAAUUGUUACAAAAAGUUCGAUCGUUGAAGUUUUUCAUUUUAACAUUAAUUUAACAUAUUCGAUGAUGAAUAAGAAUAGUUGUUUGUGUGUGUAUUGUGUUGUCUUAUUUUUCAUAUCAGAGUUAUCAUUCUUACCUGAUACGCUUUCAUCUAAACUAAUAACACAUUACGCCCUACGAUUCUACGUGAAAACCAUGUCCUGUAAAGAAUUGCCAAACGUUGGGACAGCGUAAAAAGGCGUGAAUAUAUUACUUUUGUUUCUCAAUGAAAUAAGAUUUGCUAAAAUUAAAGUUAAAUUUACUUGAAAGAAAUAAAACAUAAUGCUUAAUAAUAUAAAUAUAAAAGUGGAGAAUUGUCAAAAAGUAAACGAAACUUAAGUGUCGACUUUCUUUUAGGUGUUUGGAUUUAAGUGAAAAAUAUGUUAUAUUUAGGUAGCAUAUCGUUGAAACAUUCGCAAAUCAUGACAGAAUCGAAAAACUUUUUGUAUAAUUGUUAUUUAGAGGUUAUAACACACCGAUGUCCGUUAUGAUUCGUCAUGAUUUGCACUCAUCAUAAGAUCGAAAGAAGUGAUUUUAAACAAUAAAUGUACAAGAACUUA
Molecule: messenger RNA, 1735 nt
Organism: Dreissena polymorpha
Lineage: Eukaryota; Metazoa; Mollusca; Bivalvia; Myida; Dreissenidae
Product: tetraspanin-18-like
Exons: 8
Coding region: 4-846 (280 amino acids)
Cellular component (GO): membrane
Source: RefSeq, a predicted model, not a curated record